Messenger RNA from Ipomoea triloba (trilobed morning glory), 1071 nucleotides. RefSeq names its product replication protein A 70 kDa DNA-binding subunit A-like. The transcript has 7 exons. The coding region runs from base 1 to 1071 and encodes 356 amino acids. NCBI's taxonomy places the organism in Eukaryota, Viridiplantae, Streptophyta, Magnoliopsida, Solanales, Convolvulaceae. The record is from RefSeq and is a predicted model, not a curated record.
AUGUUUCUUUUAGAUGUGAUUGGAAGGAUAGUUGAGAUUUACUCUCCAAUAGAAAGGAUUGUGGGUGGAAGGCCUUCUCGGUUGAUUGACUUUCUCAUUGAGGAUGAAAGUGGGGAUGAAAUGAAAUGCACAGUAUGGGAUGAUCAUGUGGAUAAGGUUGACUCUUGCUCCUAUGAUGCCACACAAUUAUUUAUCAAUGAAGACAUCCCUGAAAUUCUGGAGUUUAGGGAUAGAAUAUGUGGUGAGAAGACUCCUAUGCGUAGUAUUUGUUUUAUUUCAAGUAUGUCUUCUGCCACCAAUACUUUUGACACAUUCAACAUUGGUUCUAUGAUAAUGACUACCAUUGCUGAGGUUUAUGACAAGAAACAGUACAACGACUAUUGGGUGGUGGCUAAGAUCGUUGGUAUAGAAAAUGGUUUGGACUGGUAUUAUAACUCAUGUAAGACAUCUGGUUGUAGCAAAAAACUUACCCUAAAUACUAAUGGGUGCUACGAUUGUUACAAGUGUAAUAAGACAUGGGGAGAAGGAAUGUUGAGAUAUAGGCUUAAGGUCAGAGUUGUUGAUAGGAAUGGAAAUGCACCAUUCCUUUUGUGGGACCGGGAGUGCAAAGAGUUGAUUGGCAUGUCUGCUGUUGAACUGAGAGACAAAUAUCCACAGGAUAACCAACUUCUACCUAAUGAGAUUUUAUCCUUGCGUUCUAUGACACUAAUCUGGAAGAUUGCCGUGAGGAAAGAACAGUUUGAUAACCUUCAUAAUGCAUUCGCUGUUAUGAAGGCUAUUAACGAUACUAAAUUGGUUGAUUCCUACUGCCCUGAAUUACUGGAAAGCUUUGAUAAUGAUCCAACUUCUAAGCUUCAGUCCAAUGAUUGUUUUGAAUUGGAUGAGGAGUUUAUUUCUGAAGGUGAAGCUGAAAGUCCCCUAGCCAUAACUGGAAAUGCCACGGAUGUUGAGGAUCUAGACUCUGGUGCUGUUAAGAGGUGUCUUUUAGAUGAAUUUUCCUCAAGCAAGACCUCUACAAAGAAAAUGCUCCUACAAGUCAAAUUGGAGAAGACCACUGAGGAUGUAGUUUAA